AUGAUUGAAACUAGUAACUGGGUUGUACAGAAAUUUGGUGGUACCAGUAUUGGUAAAUUUUCCAAGCAGAUUGUAAAUGAAAUCAUCAAAGUGUACUCUCAGGAAUACGACAAUAACGUGGCUGUCGUGUGUUCUGCUAGGUCUUCGUACACUAAAGCUGAAGGUACUACUUCCAGAUUAUUAUUGGCAUGUGAUCUAGCGUCAAACAACAACUAUGAAUAUAAGAACGUUCUUGAUUUAGUCGAGAGAGAUCAUGUCGCAAAUGCAGAAGAGUCUGUCAAGGAUAUUACCAUCCAAGAGACUUUAAUUGAGGAUACCAAGAGAGAAAUAAAUAUUGUCAGGAGAUAUCUGGAUGCCUCUCAAGUCUUGGGUGAGGUGUCUACAAGAACUUUGGAUUUAGUUAUGUCAUUGGGUGAGAAACUAUCCUGUUUGUAUGUGACUGCUCUUUGUCAGGAUAAUGGUGUCAAUGCGAGAUAUGUGGAUCUCUCUUUUAUUGUUCCAAGUGAUUACGAAUGUAAGGAAGGUACUCUGGAUAAUAGUUUCUACACCUUCCUCGUCACCGCUUUUAGAGAGAAGCUAUCGCCGAUCUUAAAAGAAACCGAGAAUGGCACCAAGAUCAUUCCUGUCAUUACUGGGUUCUUUGGAGUCGUUCCAAUGGGUCUACUUAAUGGUGUUGGUAGAGGAUAUACUGAUCUAUGCGCCGCCUUGAUCGCCGUCGCACUAAAUGCUGACGAAUUACAAGUAUGGAAAGAAGUUGAUGGUAUCUUCACCGCCGAUCCAAGAAAAGUACCCCAAGCAAGACUGUUAGACACAGUUACACCCGACGAAGCUGCUGAGUUAACUUACUACGGUUCAGAAGUCAUUCAUCCAUUCACCAUGGAACAGGUUAUCAGAACUCACAUACCGAUUAGAAUUAAAAACGUCCAAAACCCUAAGGGUAACGGUACUAUUAUUUACCCAAGCGAUCAAGCCAAGAAGGGUGAAUCCACACCUCCACAUCCACCUGUAGCGUUAACAUCCUCUAUCUUCGAAUCCAAAAAGAAAGGCGCUACGGCCAUCACUACUAAAUCUGAUAUUGUUGUGGUUAAUAUACAUUCUAAUAAGAAGACGUUAUCUCAUGGGUUCUUGGCAGAAAUGUUCUCUACGUUGGAUAAAUAUAAACUAGUUGUGGACUUGAUUUCUACUUCUGAGGUCCACGUCUCUAUGGCCCUUCCUGUACCUGAUUCAGAUUCCCUAAAGGCUUUACGGUGUGCUGUUGAAGAGUUAAAGAGACUAGGUACAGUCGAUGUUAUUAAGAAAAUGGCAAUUGUCUCUCUGGUCGGUAAGCAGAUGAAGCAAUUUGUUGGUAUUGCUGGUACUAUGUUUACAACCUUAGCUGAACAACAUAUUAAUAUUGAAAUGAUUUCUCAAGGUGCUAAUGAAAUUAAUAUCUCUUGUGUCAUUGAUGAGAGCAAUGCAGUGAGAGCUCUUCAGUCUAUUCAUGCAAAAUUAUUAGAUUCUCCGCAGAAUGAAAAUUUUGAAUCAGCAGUGAAUGAAAGGUUGGAACAAAUCAAGCAAAUGUCUUUAUAG
Molecule: messenger RNA, 1569 nt
Organism: Kluyveromyces lactis
Lineage: Eukaryota; Fungi; Ascomycota; Saccharomycetes; Saccharomycetales; Saccharomycetaceae
Gene: HOM3
Product: aspartate kinase
Exons: 1
Coding region: 1-1569 (522 amino acids)
Biological process (GO): amino acid biosynthetic process
Molecular function (GO): aspartate kinase activity
Source: RefSeq, a predicted model, not a curated record